AUCCUCCUCUUUUUGCUGAGGAAGAUUGGCCCUGAACUAACAUUCGUGGCCAUCUUCCUCUACUUUUAUAUGUGGGACACCUACCGCAGCGUGGCCUGAGCCAUGCUGGAUCCGUACCCGGGAUCCGCACCCGCGGACCCCGGCCGGAAGCGGAACGUGCGCACUUAACCGCUGCGCCACCGGGCCGGCCCCUCUUUGCGUUUUCUUGAUCGCGUCUUCGUAGCACAAGAGCUUUUAAUUUUAAUGAAGUUCAACUUAUCCAUUUUGAGUUGAUUUCAUGUAUGGUAAGGGUCGCAGUAUUUUUGUUGGGUUUUUUGCAUAUGGAUAUCCAAUUCUCCUAGCUCCAUUUGUUGAAAGGAUUGGGCAGGUACCGUUGAGCAGUGCAGGCUGCACAGCACAGGGCCACGCUGCAUGCAGUCAGACUGCGGUGUGUGCACUGGCGCUCUACGGUGAGCACAAAAAGGACAGGCUGACUACGGAGGGUCUCUGGGAGGCGCUUUCUGCCGGGGCUGCCUCCGCGGGGCGGCAGCACUACAACUCCCAGCACGCACCGCGCGCGCCUCCCGUGGGGCUGCGCGGCUGGCCGAGCGCGGGCUCCGGCGCCGGACGGUUUCGGACCGCGGCCUCCGAAGGCCGCGCAGGCGGACGGCGAGCGGCACGAGCUCCCCGCUGACUCGCCCCGCCUCCGGCGUUGGGGCCUCCCUCUCUGGCCGGGGCCAGGCUCAUCGCUUCCUCGUCCUUCCCGCCGGGACUAACCCUUGAAGACCAACCGCAGCCGAGGGUCGCCGGCCCGGCCAGCGGUGAGGGGAGGGUCUGCUUUUCCCGGAAAGGGCAGGCCGCCGGCCGGGUCUCGAGGGGAGCCCAGGAGAGGCGGCGGGAUGCGCAAGCGCACAGACUCCCCUCCGCUCGGGUGGGAGCUUCGGCCGGGCAGGGCUUACCCUUUAGCAGCCCCCUCCAAGUGUGCGGGCCCAGCCUCGGCCACCAGGUCCCACGAGACCCCUCUGGGCUCCUCAACACCACAUGCCAGCUGCCUGGACCUGUGGAGGCAAAGGAAUGAUCAGCUAGUUCGACAGGCCAAGGUGGCUCAGGGUCUGUCUCUGAGGCGACAGCAGUUGGCUCAAGAUGCACUGGAAGGGUUCAGGGAACUUCUCCAUUGUCUGCAGGGGCUCCCUGCCGCUGUUCCUGUUCUCCCCUUGGAAUUGACUGUCAUCUGCAACUUUAUUACCCUGAGGGCGAGCCUGGCCCAGGGUUUCACUGAGGACCAGGCACAGGGUAUCCAGCAGGGCCUAGAAAGAGUACUGGAGACCCAGGAGCAGCUGGAGCCCAGGCUGGAAUGUGGGCUGAGUGCGCUGUGGGAUUCCGUCCUCCAUUCUUCCUCCCUUCUACCGGAGCUGCUCCCUGCCCUUCACCACCUGGCUGCUCUGCAGGCUGCUCUCUGGCUGACCACUGACCAUCUUGGGGACCUGACUUUGCUGCUGCAGACCCUGAAUGGCAGCCAGAGUGGGGCCUCUGAGGAUCUCUUGCUGCUUCUAAAAACUUGGAACCUCCCAGCUGAGGAGUCAGAUGCCCCACUGACCAUACAGGAUGCCCGGGGCUUGAGGGAUGUCCUUCUGACAGCAUCUGCCUAUCGCCAAGGCCUCCAGGAGCUGAUCACAGGGAGGCUGUCCAGGGCACUAAGCAGCCUGCAUGAAGCGGCCUCAGGUCUCUGUCCACAGCCUGUGCUGGUCCAGGUGUACACGGCCCUAGGAACUUGUCUCAGUAAGAUGGGCAAUCCACAGAGAGCCCUGCUGUACUUGCUUUCAGCUCUGAAAGGAGGAUCAACCUGGGGUCCCGCACUUCUGGAGGCCUCCAGGCUAUAUCGGCAACUGGGGAACACCGCAGCAGAGCUGGAGAGCCUGGAGCUACUGGUUGAGGCCUUGAGUAUUACUCACGGUUCUGAAGCCCCCCAGCUUCUCAUUGAGGUAGAGUUGCUACUCCCACGACCUGAGCCAGCCUCACCCCUUUACUGUGGCACACAGAGCCAGGCCAAGUACCUGCUAGCAAGCCGAUGCCUACAGACAGGAAGGGCAGAGGACGCUGCGGAGCAUUACUUGGACCUGUUGGCCCUGUUGCUGGAUGGCUCAGAGCCAAAGAUCUCCCCACCCCCUUGCCCCACAGGGCCCUGUAUGCCUGAGGUGUUCUUGGAGGCAGCAGCAGCGCUGAUCCGGGCAGGCCGCGCACAGGAUGCUUUGACUGUAUGUGAGGAGCUGCUCAGCCGCAUGUCAUCUCUGCUUCCCAAGAUGCCCCAGCCGUGGGGAAAUGCCAGAAAAGGAACCAAGGAGUCACCACAUUGCCCACCCUGGGUCUCUGCCACCCAUCUGCUUCGGGGCCAAGCCUGGGUGCAACUGGGGGCCCAAAAAGAGGCAAUUAGCGAAUUUAGCCGGUGCCUUGAGCUGCUCUUCCGGGCCACGCCUACGGACAAGGAACAAGGACCUGCUUCCAACUGUGAGCAGGGGUGUACCUCAGAUGUGGCACUACAACAGCUUCGGGCAGCUGCCUUGAUUAGUCGUGGACUAGGAUGGGUGACCAGUGGCCAAGAUACCAAAGCCCUACAGGACUUCCUCCUCAGUGUGCAGAUGUGCCCAGGUAAUCAAGAUGCUUCCUUUCACCUGCUUCAGACUCUGAGGAGGCUGGAUCGGAGGGAUGAGGCCAUUGCUUUCUGGCGGAGGCUGGAGGCCCAAACUAAGUUGCCACAGGAGAAUGCUACAUGGUCUCUGCCCCUGUACCUAGAAACCUGUUUGAGCUGGAUCCGUCCCCAUGACCGUGAAACCCUUCUUGAAGAGUUUCAAACAUCUCUGCUGGAGCCUUGUGACCUGUAGCUGCCAUGUUUUGAAGAGCCUAAGCUGGGGGCCCACUGGGCCAUCUGUCUGUGGGGAGGGCUUUCUGGUUUACUGUCCUUUGGGAAUGUGGCUGGAGCUGCCCAUUCCUAUGUAAGUCUGACAUUGGAGAGGUUGGUGGUAGUCCUGCAAAAUUUGGCCUAGUUACUGCUGUUCUGGUUCCCUGCCAGUAGCAAGGCAUUGACUUUGCUCAUGCCGCCUCUUUUCCUGUUUCCCCUUUUCUUGUAUUGAGUAAAAUUUCCUAUGUA
Molecule: messenger RNA, 3124 nt
Organism: Equus quagga
Lineage: Eukaryota; Metazoa; Chordata; Mammalia; Perissodactyla; Equidae
Gene: FANCG
Product: FA complementation group G
Exons: 14
Coding region: 879-2858 (659 amino acids)
Biological process (GO): interstrand cross-link repair
Cellular component (GO): Fanconi anaemia nuclear complex
Molecular function (GO): protein binding
Source: RefSeq, a predicted model, not a curated record